UGCAUGUAAACAUAACAGCCCGUGCAUACAUCCGGUUCCAUUUAUGUAGAAUUAUAAUUAUACAUUGGCUGCAUCUGUCCCAUUCCUUUUACGCAGAAUUAUAAUUAAAUGUUUACUGUGUAAAUCCCAUUUCAUUUAUGUUGAAGGGUGUGAUUCUUCUGUUUCAUACCGUGAAGAAACGGAAGAUUCACAUGCUUCAGUAAGAGGGAAAAGACAGCUUAAAACAUUGACGCUUUGCUGUACAGAAGGGAAAUCCUCAACUUUCCUGGGAUAUAUCGCAUAAAUGCUUAAAUUACACUGAUUUCAGCCCUGAAAAUUCGAUAGAACUUUCUGGGAUGGAAGAUGGAAGACAGAGGAUCUCGGGUUGCUGACUAUUUUGUUGUGGCAGGAUUAACUGAUAUUUCAAAACCACUAGAGGAGGAAAUCCACUUCAAUGAUGCUUGUCAUAAACUUGCAAAGCCAAAAGAACCAAUCACAGAUGUGGCGGUGAUAAUUAAAUCUCUUGGGGAAGAUGUCCCUCAUGGGUACAAAUGCAUCGAUGUCACUCCAUCAGGAUUGUCAGCUGAUCUCAACAAUGGCAGCCUUAUGGGACCCCAAAUAUAUAUGUGCUACAGGAGAGGAAGGGAUAAACCCCCACUUACUGAUCUGGGGGUUUUAUAUGAUGGGAAAGAGCGAUUAAAGCAGGGAUGUGAAAUCAUUCAGACCACUCUGUCUGGCCGCCCUGCAAAUAUCAGUAGCGGUGCCUCAUCACAGAAAGUGUACCUAACAUAUCGAAGAGCGUUCGAGAACAUGACGCAGAACACCUUGGCGGUCACAGACAUAUGCAUCAUCAUCCCGAGCAAGGGGGAAACCCCUCCACAUACCUUCUGUAAAGUUGACAAGAAUCUGAACAAUAGCAUGUGGGGCUUACCAGCCUACUUGUGUUAUAAGAAGUCUGUGGCAAAAACAAACACCAUAUCGUAUAAAGCAGGUCUGAUAUGUAGAUAUCCAGAAAAAGACUACGAUUCAUUUCCUUUACCAGAAUCAGUACCUCUCUUUUGCCUCCCAAUGGGUGCAACAAUUGAAUGUUGGCCUUCUAAUAGCAAAUAUCCCCUCCCUGUAUUUUCUACAUUUGUGCUAACUGGAGCCUCGGCUGAAAAGGUCUAUGGUGCUGCUAUUCAGUUCUAUGAAACAUACUCUGAGGAACAUCUCACAGAAAAACAGAAAUCUCAGUUGGGUUUCAUGACCGUACCCAGCUCUAAAACCGUUCAGACUAAUAAAUGCAUCUGCCUUCUGUCCCACUGGCCAUUCUUCGAUGCUUUCAAGAAAUUUCUUACUUUUCUGUAUCGCUAUUCAAUAUCUGGUCCACAUGUCCUUCCUAUUGAGAAGCAUAUUUCCCAUUUUAUGCACAAAGUUCCUUUUCCGUCUCCACAAAGACCAAGGAUUUUAGUUCAGCUUUCACCCCAUGAUAAUCUGAUUCUCAGUCAGCCCAUAUCAUCACCUCUACCGCUGAGCGGAGGGAAGUUUUCUGCUCUUCUGCAGAACCUUGGGCCUGAGAAUUCUGUAAAUCUCCUUGUAUUUGCCGUGACUGAACAUAAAAUCCUUAUCCAUUCUUUACGUCCUUCGGUCCUUACCAGCGUAACAGAAGCCCUGGUCUCUAUGAUAUUUCCUUUCCACUGGCCGUGCCCGUACAUUCCUCUCUGCCCUUUAGCCCUGGCUGAUGUUUUGAGUGCACCGUGUCCGUUCAUAGUAGGAAUUGAUUCCAGAUAUUUUGAUCUCUAUGACCCUCCCCCAGAUGUUAGCUGCGUUGACCUAGAUACAAACACCAUUUCACAGCCAGGAGAUAAGAGAACGAUUGCGUGGAAGAUCUUGCCAAAGAAACCUUGUAAAAAGUUGAUGAACACUCUAAACAACUUAUAUCAGCAGCUAGCGGCAUUGCAGCAAAGACCACGAGAUGAUGCUUUAAUGGAACUGGCCAUGAAUGAGUAUGAUUUUCAUUCAGGCUCGAAGCUGCAUCUGUUAGAUAUGGAAAUUCAAGAGGCCUUUCUCAUUUUUAUGGCUUCUAUCCUAAAAGGCUACAGAUCCUAUCUAAGGCCUAUUACCCAAGCCCCUUCUGAAACGGCAACCGAUGCAAGCUCCCUGUUUGAACUGCAAGGAUUCUUAAAAAGCCGUGAUCGUUCGCAUCAAAAGUUUUAUACUAUGAUGACCAAGACACAAAUCUUCAUUCGCUUCAUUGAAGAAUGCUCUUUUGUUAGCGAUAAAGAUGCAAGCCUUGCAUUUUUUGAUGACUGUGUAAGUAAAAUGGAUAUGGACAGGACAGGUGAGACACGGCUUAUAGAACUUGAUGAGUCCCACAAGAGUGAACACACCGUCUUCAUAACACCCCCAGAGAUUCCUCAUCUGCCCAAUGGAGAGGAGCUCCCAUUUCAGUACAGCUACAGUGGAUUUCCGGUACUAAAGCAAAACUUAUUUGAACAGCCAGUGGGACUUCUGACAACGCAAAACAGCAAAUUGUCUUCGAAAGCCAGCAGCCCGAACAGCCCUUUGCCAGUGUUCAGGAGAACGAAACAGGAAAUCAAGUCUGCUCAUAAGAUAGCCAAGAGAUACUCCUCCAUUCCCCAGAUGUGGUCCAGGUGUUUACUGCGCCAUUGCUACGGCCUGUGGUUUAUCUGCCUUCCCGCUUAUGUCCGUGUUUGCCACUCCAAAGUAAGGGCUCUGAGAACAGCCUACGAUGUUUUGCGCAAGAUGCACACAAAAAAGAUUGAUCCCCCCGAUGAGGUAUGCUAUCGAGUGUUGAUGCAGUUAUGUGGACAAUACGGGCAGCCUGUCUUAGCCGUAAAAGUCCUUUUUGAGAUGAAAAAAGUUGGGAUCGAUCCUAAUGCCAUCACGUAUGGUUACUACAAUAAGGCUGUUUUGGAAAGUAGCUGGCCAUCAAGCAAUCGAAGUGGCUACUUCCUAUGGACAAAGAUAAGAAAUGUCAUCUUGGGAAUAGCCCAGUUUAAAAGAGUUCUAAGAAAACAACCUGCAAAUGGCAUCCACAAAACUCUUUCUGGGGGCCAUUCGGAUCUCUUAUAUAAGUUGUCUAAAGAAGCAGCUAAGCAAGAAAAAGCAAGUGUUCAGAACAGCGGGGACCAAAGAGAUGAGAAAAAGGAGAGUGACUCAAGUUCCUUGUCUGAAAUUGAGAGUGCAAAGGGAAGCGGUGACUGCCUCCCAGCAUUAAAUUAUCAGAAUUCCAGUUGUGCUAAGCUGGGUUCAAGGAUUGUUCGUAUUAAUGGUACAACUGGCAAAAUAUCAGAUGCAGCAGGAGAUAGAGCUACAGAAAGCUCUGCAGGAUUGCUUUUCUCUUGUUUUGACAAUAUCAAUAAAACAGGAGUCACUAAAGCCGAAAACCUGAGAAACAAGCACCUAAAUGCAGCUGAAAAACACAAACGGAUAGUUUGGCGAAAUAGGAACCUGAGUGGAGAUGCUCUAAUGGAGCUCAUGAAAAAUCAGAUUAAUCAUGAAGCCAGUCCUGAAGAAAUCGUUGAAAAACUAGGCGUGGAUGCAAAGAUCCUUUCUAAAGUGUUUGAGAAGAGAAUAAGGCCAACGACUCUCAACCUCCGACCUUCUUCCUUGGGACCCGGUCGGAAGAGCAAUCUGGAAAAAGAAUCUAGCGAUGAAGAUGUGUCCUAUGAGAACAGUUUUGUGGAUAAAGCAGAGUCUCCUGUUAUAUUUGAUUUGGAAGAUCUGGAUAAUGAACCUGUCUCAGUGAAACCUGUGAAGCCGAUGCAUAAAAAGCCAAAGAAGAUUCAGCGGGCCAUAAGUUUUCCAGUGAAGCCCAUCGAGAAGGUUGACAUUGAAGCUGGAUUUGAUCCGCUCUCCUUGCUAGCGGCUGAGACGGAGCAAGGGAAGGAGGAAGAGGAGGAAGAGGAGGAGAAAAGGGCCUCCACCCCAUCGGCAAGGCGUGAUUUGGCUGAGGAAAUAGAGAUGUACAUGAACAAUAUGAGUAGUCCUUUAACAAGCCGUACACCCAGCAUCGAUUUGCAAAAAGCCUCCAGCGAGAAGAAUCCCAACAAAAAGAGCCCAACGUUGGCCCCGCCAUGCCGAAGAUCUAGCCUUCCUCCGAACUCCCCCAGGUCAGUAAGCCUCACCAAAUCCAAGACCUACCAUGUAAAACCUGAAAGGGUGAGGGGUAGGCUUUGGUCCUCUCCGGUGUUCUCUCCAAACAAUUUGUCAAGGGGACAAUCUCAAGACGUGGCUGGUGAAGUCACACUUGCCUCUCCAACCUCAUUCAACUUGGAUACGCUCCUGACGCCUACUUUCGAUGUUCUGAAGAGCAGCAUGUUCUCUGCAGGAAAAGGGGUGGCGGAGAAGGCCAGCAAGUGGUAUUCAAAGUUUGCCACGUAUGCAGCGGCAUCGAAGGAUCAAAACUCAGACCGAGCAAGUGUUUCCUCCCUUGGGGCCCUGGAUUCAGAAUCUGCCUCUCUGACCGAUGAAGAAACGUGCAAUGAUUUGGAAAGCAACUGUUCUCCUCGGGAGGACGCGUCAGCUGCUUUCAAGGGUAUUGGCCGGAGCUCAACAAGUCUUGAAAGCUCAACUUCCAACAAUGGUUCCUCAAAACGGUCCUCUCAGUGUGGUUCCUUUUCAAGAUCAGAGGUAGUUUCCUCUUGCAGUCCAAGCAGUACCAGCGUCUUCCAGAAUUAUGCACUGGAGGUCCUCAUCUCAAGCUGUUCCCGAUGUCGAACCUGCGACUGCCUGGUUCAUGACGAAGAGAUCAUGGCGGGCUGGACUGCGGACGACUCCAACCUUAACACCACCUGUCCAUUCUGUGGAAAUCUGUUCCUGCCUUUCCUGAAUAUUGAAAUCAGAGAUCUCCGUGGACCUGGAAGGUACUUCCUGAAGUCCAGCCCUUCUUCAGAAAAUAUACAGGUUCCGUCCUCUUUUACGAACCAGACAGGCAAAACCUGCAUUGCUGAUCCCCUUGCAGGAUUUACUACAACUUUAACACCGUCUCAGAAUGACUUGGUUUCAGAAAGCUGCAAGACAAAACAUUUGGAUGCCCUCUGUGCCAGGAGCAUUCAGAUCCCUUCUCAGCGAAGGCAUCCUUCAGCCAAAAAGGAACAGCUUGACCACCCCCUGUCAAGAAGCGUCAGUGCGUGCGGUCCUCUGCAGAUCGAGGAAGCGGGAGCCCAUGCACACAGCCGUGUGGUGCCCACGGGGAGCUUGCCUACAACGUUCCAGGGGAGAACGGAGUCUUUGGGGCUGGAGUGGCGUUUCCCCAGUCCGGAGCCCAUCACUGUUCCUUAUCUAAGUCCUCUCGUUGUAUGGAAAGAACUCGAAAGCUUAUUAGAAAAUGAAGGCGAUCAUGUGAUGACAGUGGCAGAGUUUGUGGACCAUCAUCCCAUCGUCUUCUGGAACCUCGUGUGGUAUUUCCGACGGCUGGACUUACCCAGUAGCUUGCCUGGAUUAAUCCUGUCCUCUGAGCACUGCAAUAAAAAUUCCAAGAUACCCAGAAACUGUAUCUUAGAGAACAGCAAGCACGUUCUGAUUCAAAUGUUGUGGGACAACAUGAAAUUGCACAAAGAUCCGGGACAGCCUCUCUAUAUUCUGUGGAAUGCCCAGACUCAGAAAUACCCAGUGGUUCGUUUACUGCAGAAGGAUGACAGUUGCUUUAACCAGGAACUCUUAAGGAACAUGGUAAAGAGUAUUAAGAUGAACGAUGUCUACGGACCAAUGAGUCAGAUCCUAGAGAGGCUGAACAAAGGACCACAGAUUAAAAGGCAAAGGAGUCUUUAUAGAGAGAUACUGUUUCUCUCUCUCGUUGCUCUCGGGAGAGAUAAUAUUGAUAUAGAUGCUUUUGACAGAGAAUACAAAAUGGCUUACGAUCGUCUUACAGCCAAUCAGGUCAAGAACACCCACAAUUGCGAUCGGCCACCAAGUACCGGAGUGAUGGAAUGUCGAAAGACUUUCGGGGAGCCAUACCUGUAGAAAGAACCGUGGCGUGUAACGAAGUGCUUCGUAGGUGAAAAGCCACAGCCACCGCAGCCUUCGGAAGGACUCUUGUUCUCCCUUAAGAAAAAGCACCUUCGCGUUUUUCUGAAUGAGAAUUCCCUACAGGGAACAAAAUUCUGGAAUAGCGAAAGACCCGGGGGCUCCGGCGGGCCCUCUCUUCAUCUUGACGCAGUUCUGAGCCGCGGGGUGUAGAAUCUGGCACAUUUUGCGGCAGAAAGGUGUGAAUCAGGGCGGACCAAAAGCGUGCAGGGGAGGGUGGCAUGCAUCAGAUAAGCUUUUUCAAAACUCUUUGCAGAGAAGGUGCAAGAAGUCAGAGUGCAGACCAGAGUUAUAUUAUAACAGAUUUUAAAUUAUUUCUAGCAAGUUCAUAUUUUUUAAACUUUUUAAAUUCCUAUAGUGAACUGGGUGACUUUGUUGCAUAAGCAAUACUUUUGUCCUCCUUCAGAACAUUGCUGUGUAUAGCAACUGGUUCUUCCCCCCCCCCCAAAAGAAGCAUUUCUUUCGUUUUGCUUUUUUUAUGUUAUACAGAACUUUCAGUACUGUAUUUCCUAUUCCACAAAAUCUACAUUUACCUAGCUAAUUUUAGCUGACAAGUAUUACUGACUGAUAGGAAGCUUUUGUAAGUAACUCAGAUUUGUCACUGUUUGAACACUGAAGCUGACAUCGCUUUCACUAUGUCCCACGGCGCUGAGCUUCCCCAAUGUUUUUGUGUGAAAGGCCUGAUUGAAUAUUGGAAGCUUCUGCUGGUAGGUAAUCUGUUGCAGAGAACAAUCUAAAGAGAUCUGGAGCAGCGUACGUGCUUCUCUGCGCUGCAUCAUGAUUGGCUUUCAAAAGUCUCUGCAGUUUCCAGAGGGGGUUUUCUUAAUAAUCUUAAUAAUUAUAUUAAUGAGAUUUUGAUUCCACCAGUUCCCCUUGCUUCUGAAGUUCCCCCAGUUUUAAACAGCAUACCCAUCUGACUGUUAAAGAAACUUAAAUCUGAAACCAGUGUAUGCUAUGGAAAGCUGUUAAGUGUCUAAGGGAUAAUUCAGCAAGAUUUUUUCCCCUCAUCGUUCUCCUGUAAGUUUCCCGGGUGAACCAUACUUUUCUAAAGAUUUGCGUUCAUCUUUUAUUUUUCGUUGAAUAUUUGGACUUUCCUCUCUAGGAAUCGUGUGAUAAAGCUGUAUGUUCUGAAACAGUGUAUAGGCAAUUUCAGAAGUCACUCACUGCUAAUUAUUUAGCAAUGUAUGGGAUACUUGUCUGUUAAUUUCCCUGUACAGUUCCUAAGUUAUUGUAUCUCCAGAGGAAACAAAUGUAAAUGCCUCUAAUACUACAUUUGUGAGUAUGGGUCGUCCUCAGUUAGCAACCACAGUUGGGACCGGCCACUCGGUCUUUAAGUGAAGCAGUCACUAAGUGGAACCAUGACUGUGCUUAUGAUCUUACUUCAGCUUUCCUUUGCUUUACAGACCUGCAAAGGUUGUGACUGGGAGGAUUGGUCACAAAGUUACUUUUUUGUCACUAUUGUAACUGUGAACGGUUGCUAAACGAGGCAGUUGCUAAACGAGGACUCCCUAUAGUAGGUGCCACUUUCUGAGCUGUACAAAAGCCACUAUUUUAUAGCACUUUAUAGCCAUGAUGGAAGGCCCGGCUUCUUCCUGAGCUGUAACUGAUGGAUUAAGAGAACCACUGGCCAGACUCAAUGCUUCUAUCUUUGUGCUGGAAAAUACCUAGCUUACUUUUUGGCAGAAAUGCUUUCUGACCAAGGACAUUUGCUUGCGGUUCUGCAGGUGCCUUCAUCCAGGUAGGCUCCCACGUUGGCCGAACUCACGCGAGUGAAACCUUUGGUCCCAUUCAAGUUAAAGCAAGUCCUAUGAGCUCCUCUUGAAGCGUGGUUGAAUCAGAGACUACGGCAAAGGGUCUUACCCAACUGCUACUAAAAAGAGAGUCUACCUUUAAGUUUAAGUAGGAAUUACAAAGUCUUCGACUGCUCACUACCCAUUGACGAUCUGUUGCGUAUCCAUGGCAUCCAAUUCAGGAAGUGGAGCCUUAACUUGGCCAUAUCUGUUCGGUCAAGCCGUGCUUUUAUUGCAUAGUCAUAGGAGACAUUCAUCUCUCCCUUUCUGAACAAGUGAUCUCCAGAUUGGUUUGGAAACUCCCUUUAUUUUCAAAAGCUGUUUGCCCAAUGGCCCGGAGGGCUGUUAAUCGGCUGAGCUGAAACAUUUGCCAGAGGAGGCAGAGGGGGAGAAAUCCAAAAUGUGUCUGUAGUGGUGGACUUGUUCCUGCAGCCUGGUAUGUCAGUGUUAACAGGAAGCCUCUCCCCAUGUCAUGAUUUGCAGCACUGAUGCAGCAUUUGUGAAGAUUUGGUUUAGCUUUCUGAUUCUUCUGGGCAAAAGGAGGGAUCUGGAUUUGAAGCUGCUGCUUAAGGAAUCCAGGCCUGCCUAUUCUUGAGAGUAAACUUCCCCGUCUGGCUCCCAGAAAGCUUUGUAAUCAAAGGGAGCAGGGACUGAAUACCAAACUUUCUGAAACAAAAAGUUUCCAGUUCAGUUUAUACUAAUAUCAAGAAAGGCUGCCUCUUGGGGAAAAGAGACAAUUCUGGGGCCUCUUGCAGUCCAACCAUGGAAUUCUGGCUUAUUUUAUAUUCCCUUAAAGGCCGUUUCCCCCCCUUCUUUUUAAAAACACUGAAUUUAAAGUGAAAAGUGGUUUUUCCUUCCUGAUUUAUCCUAAUACUUUGGACUAGUUUUAUACUUCCACUUGUCAUAAAACCAGCCUCCCAUCUGUUUGUUUCAUGGCAUCAGACUGAACAAAAUGUUCUCAAAACUCUGUAAUGUAUAAAUAAUGGCUUUAUCAAGAAACUGGUAAAGUAUUUUAUCAUAGUAACUUAGCAUUUCAGUAGGAAAUAUUUUACUCCAAAGACAGAAAUGGAUACUCGUUACAUGUAAAUGUGAAUAUAAAAUAUAAAAGGAAAAAGUAAAAUUGGUGGAUUUCCAGAUAUUAGUUUUAUUUCUCAAAAAUAUGAUCUCACUGGAAUUUCAAAAUGGACAUUUUAUUAAUUUUCAAAAGAGCACUUUCACAAAUGAAUGGUUGUAGAUUUGUACAUAUGAACUGUUUACAUUUUGUUUACCAAAAAAAGGACAUCAGUUCAAGUGUUUAUUUUUGGUUUCAAUUUGUAGGUCAAUUUUAAGGUGUAUAUUUCAAUAUUCACAAGGGAAAAGGUAUUUUUUUUCCUGAAAUGUCAUAGAAAAAAAUUACUAUUUAAAGUUUUACAAAGACUCAAUAAAGAAAA
Candoia aspera is the source of this 9229-nucleotide messenger RNA. It is a transcript of the gene DENND4A, whose product is annotated as DENN domain containing 4A. Gene Ontology annotation, cellular component: ESCRT I complex; cytoplasmic vesicle. Gene Ontology annotation, molecular function: protein binding. The record is from RefSeq and is a predicted model, not a curated record. NCBI's taxonomy places the organism in Eukaryota, Metazoa, Chordata, Lepidosauria, Squamata, Candoiidae. Gene Ontology annotation, biological process: regulation of Rab protein signal transduction. The transcript has 31 exons. The coding region runs from base 343 to 5946 and encodes 1867 amino acids.